CGCGAUUGGCCGCUCUCCCUCGAUCGUCCUCGGCUGCGUGCAUGCGUGCGUGCGUGCUCGCUCGCUCGCUCGCUCGUUUGUUCGCGCGCUCCUCCUGACGUGUCGUCGCUGCAACCGCGCGAACCCCUGUCCGAGCUUUCAGAGCGAAUCGCGAGCGAGCGGGCAUCGCAAUUUUUUCGCACGGCACAUCAAUCACCACGACGAUGGCAGCAGCCCACUGGAUCCGCACAGCAAUCUCCCCGAAACUCACCGGUGUGCGACUUUAUAGCAAUAAGGCACACAAAUGCACCCUCAUCCCCGGCGACGGCAUCGGACCCGAGAUCUCCGCUGCCGUGCAGAAGAUCUUCGAUGCCGCCAAGGUGCCGAUAGAAUGGGAGUCCGUUGAUGUGACGCCAGUAAAGGGUCCGGAUGGCAAGUUCGGUAUACCACAGGCGGCUAUCGACUCCGUCAAUAGGAAUAAAAUCGGCCUGAAAGGCCCUCUGAUGACUCCCAUAGGAAAAGGACACAGAUCCCUGAAUCUUGCGCUCAGGAAGGAGUUCAAUUUGUACGCCAACGUGCGGCCCUGUCGGUCGUUAGAGGGAUACAAGACGUUGUACGACAACGUGGACGUCGUCACUAUCCGAGAGAACACGGAGGGCGAGUACUCGGGUAUAGAGCACGAGAUUGUGGAAGGCGUAGUACAGUCUAUUAAAUUAAUCACGGAAGAGGCUUCCCGUAGAGUAGCGGAAUUUGCUUUUCAGUAUGCCAGAGACAAUAAUAGGAAAAAGGUAACCGCUGUACAUAAAGCAAAUAUCAUGAGAAUGUCGGACGGCCUGUUUCUGAGAUGUUGCCGGGAAGCCGCACAGAAGUUCCCCAUGGUUAAAUUCGAGGAGAAAUAUUUGGACACGGUUUGCCUAAAUAUGGUGCAGGACCCCAGCCAGUAUGACGUGCUCGUAAUGCCUAACCUGUACGGUGAUAUUCUUUCGGACCUGUGCGCCGGACUGGUUGGAGGACUCGGUCUUACACCUAGUGGAAACAUUGGAUUAAACGGAGCACUCUUCGAGUCGGUACAUGGUACGGCUCCAGAUAUCGCCGGGCAGGAUAAGGCAAAUCCGACGGCGUUAUUGCUAUCGGCGGUGAUGAUGCUCAAACAUAUGGGCCUGACCAAUGAAGCGAAGAUCAUCGAAAAUGCCGCCUAUGACACCAUCAAGGAAGCGAAGCAUUUGACUGGCGAUUUAGGUGGUACCGCGAAGUGCAGCGAGUACACCGACGAGAUCUGCAAGAAGGUCGCUGCACAGACGAAAUAGAUAGGCGUGCCGUUGAUCUGAGACUUGAACUGCCAAAUACUCGUAGAACGUCGCGCCCGUGAUGGAGGGGCCGCUCUAUUUUCUACCAUCAUUGUACUGUGCACAAUCGCAUUAAUGUGCGUUUCUGCCUGCAGUCGGGCUCGCGAUAGGUCACGUACUUGAGUAUUCCGACAUACCGUUUGUCCACGUGUACACACAUGUAGAGAUCAAUGCAACGAUUCUUCUCCCUUGAAUAUGUAUGUAUGUCCGCAGUUCGGUCUACGGACGCUCGUUGCAGGCGAUUUAAAAUCGUAGAAAGAUUCGGGACUGGAUUUUCACGUGUCCGUAAAAUUUUUCGGAGAACCGGAAUUACAGGUAUAGAUGUAUUUUCGCAGUCCUUCGAAAAUGAUCACGCAUCGUAAGCAGAUUCAGAUAUAAUUCUUGGUUUUAGUGAUGAGAGAUCUGUUAUGUUUUCGCGAAAAAAAAUAAACAUAUACGUAUGUAUAUGAGUUUAUAUACAUGUAUAUGUAAUUUAUUUCGCACGUUUCGAUACGUAAAAUCGCAGGACGGAAUUCCGCUACGAGAAUUGUCGAUCCUCGGUAGAACGAACGUCGUGGACGCGAGCGAUUUUUAAACUAUUUCAAAGUGACUUCUGUCAGAUAUGCCAGACGGCGUUUAGUUUUAUCAAGUCAAGUGCACGUGCGCCGCCGUUCGUCGAGGUUUACAUCGACUGAGCAUGUUUUUGUGUAUACGUCUAUUGUAAUAUGUUUUACCCGUCGAAGAAAUGGUCCUAGUAGAAGUCGCGAGGAUUAGCCGUGUAAAUUGCGCAAUAUAGAUAUGCUGUAUCAUAAUUUUAAAUAAAAUUGUUACACACGGGGCGUGUCCUCUUCGAAGAGAAGAUAGUUUGAGAUAUCGAAGUCGCGCAGUAUUACAGACGAAUAAAAAGUUUACGAAAACCA
Messenger RNA from Dinoponera quadriceps, 2224 nucleotides. It is a transcript of the gene Idh3a, whose product is annotated as probable isocitrate dehydrogenase [NAD] subunit alpha, mitochondrial. Gene Ontology annotation, biological process: isocitrate metabolic process; tricarboxylic acid cycle. The coding region runs from base 204 to 1286 and encodes 360 amino acids. Gene Ontology annotation, cellular component: mitochondrion. Lineage: Eukaryota; Metazoa; Arthropoda; Insecta; Hymenoptera; Formicidae. The transcript has 6 exons. Gene Ontology annotation, molecular function: magnesium ion binding; NAD binding; isocitrate dehydrogenase (NAD+) activity. The record is from RefSeq and is a predicted model, not a curated record.